AUGUCGAAGUAUCGCAAAAAUUGGUUGAAUAAUACUGGAACUUAUGAUAAAAUAACCUCCUCGAUUGAACCACAUUCUUUUGGAACAAGUUGGAAUUCAAUAAGAUGGAAUAAACCUUUAUCAAAUCGUCCAUCUUGUCACUUUUUAUCUCCUAUUGAUCGAUAUACUUCAAAAUCUUAUUGCAGUGGAAAAUUUGGAUAUUCGAUAAAUGAACGUAAAUCUCGAUUGAAUCUCGAUGAUAAUCCUUCUUCAGCUUAUUCAAAUACGAAUAAUUAUUCAUUAUCAACGAAUAGCAGUAGAUUAAAACGAUUAUCAUAUUCCACUUCAGAACCAAGUUAUCUUCAAAUUUAA
This is a messenger RNA of Dracunculus medinensis (Guinea worm), 351 nucleotides long. Lineage: Eukaryota; Metazoa; Nematoda; Chromadorea; Rhabditida; Dracunculidae. The record is from the annotation of a GenBank genome assembly.